Messenger RNA from Anopheles marshallii, 525 nucleotides. RefSeq lists its product as uncharacterized. The record is from RefSeq and is a predicted model, not a curated record. NCBI's taxonomy places the organism in Eukaryota, Metazoa, Arthropoda, Insecta, Diptera, Culicidae. The transcript is spliced from 2 exons. The coding region runs from base 1 to 525 and encodes 174 amino acids.
AUGUUUUGGACGAUGUGGAUUAUGGCGAUCGUUUCGGGCACAGUUUGUGUUCGAGAACUUGAGGCAUCCGUGCGCAUUACCAACUACACGGACGAUUGGGACCCAAAAUAUCUAGAUGUGGAUCUGCGUGUCCGUCGGCUUGACCAAACUACGGCAAUCGAUUUUGACUUGGAUCUGAAGCAAGAGCUUGAUAAAAAUGUUGAGUACGAUGUGCGGCUGUGUAAACGAGUGGCUGGAAAAUACCAUCAAAUGAUGUACACGGGAAAACAGCAGCUGUGCGGGAAGGAGCUUCGGAGGUCGCGCAAUCUGCUGGAUCGCUACAUUGCCUCGGAGCUGGUGAAACAUUCCAACCUGACCACACGCUGUCCUAUAAAGACGGGACACUACGAGGUGCGAAAUUUCGAAAUUGAUGAUCGCCAUUUGAUGAUGAGUGUGGUGCCAUCUGGCGAGUUUCUCAUUGAGGUUGGUGUGUAUCAUCGCGGAAAGGAAAUCAAAAUGAAUCGUUGGUUUGUAACGGCAACGUAA